Molecule: messenger RNA, 3375 nt
Organism: Paramuricea clavata
Lineage: Eukaryota; Metazoa; Cnidaria; Anthozoa; Malacalcyonacea; Plexauridae
Source: the annotation of a GenBank genome assembly
CUCCCUAGAGGUCCAGUAAGGAUCAUCUCUUAUUGAUCCAGUGUUACUACAAGAGGAAACCUAAACUAAACUAACUUUAUUUAUACUGGAUAGUUCUAUCAGUUCUAAACUGUUCGCCUUAGGCAUUCUAAUGGAUUAUUUAGCGGAUUUCUUCUAUAAUGCGAAACAAAUAAAUAAUCCAAAAACAGAAACAUGCAUUUUACGAGUCCGUCGUCUGAUGUCGAAGUAAAACUUAAAUCACUUAUAUGGAUACUAACAUGACGUAUUUCGAAUAUUGGCACAUGGGACAAUAUGGCUGCCGCAGGAGAACAAGAAUUAUCUCAAAUGUCUUGUGAUGAUUUCACUGAAUUUAAGGUCAGGAAAUAUUUAUUUUUUCUUAUUUUAUGCUAAUUUAUAAACAAUACUACCUUAGCUACAUUAUAGCAGUGAAAUUUUAAUGUCCGUUUGAGUUUAUAAACCCUCUUAAAAUCCGUCCUAGAAAAAUGGCAUUGGGCCAUAAUGGCCAUUUGCCCAUUGGCUGUACAACAUAUUUGUCUACUCGCUGUAAAGUUUUGGGGGAAAUUAAUUUCCAGUUCAAAAUUUCUUGCAGUAAUGAAAAUCUGCGCAAAAGUUGUCAAAUUUUAGAAAAACUGCCAAAAAUUUCUUAAGACAGACUGAAAAGUUUUAUUUACUUUGCACAGGAAAUAUUUUUUCUAUUGGGAAAAGCUAGUCGCAGAGCUGAUAUAUUGGACAUUUUCUCAAAAAAGUAUGGCAGACUAGCACAUCCUGCAGUCAAAAAGCAUUUUUGUGUAAUAGGAGGAUCAGAAAUCUUCUUGGUUCUUGGUUGACAAAGGCAUUUUGUGCAGAUAAUAUUGAGCAUAGAUCGAGCCAUUUGAUUUCUAUGCAGCAAGCAACCCGUCUUUUGAAUGGUAAUAGGAAAUUUAUACAUGUAAGAUGGUGACGUCAGGACAACGGCUAUCAAUACAAUCACAUUAAUGCUAUAGCAAAAGUCCAGCGGGAUUUUAAACGUCGUCCAAGCUCAUAUUUUCACGUCUCACAUUUUCACAGCUGUUGACCGGCCACUAUCUUACAUGCAUAAACAUCCUUAAUUUCUGCUGUUUGCAACAGGGAGUGACCGAGAUAUACACUGUCAAAGCAAACUAUUGCUUCCUUAAAGCUUGCUUACAUAUAAAAUUUCCAUGGAUCAUAAAAAAAAUUUCCAAAAUUAUCAGGAAGAAUAUUAUCCGACCAAAAUGAAAUGAAUUUUUUGUUCUUUUUUUCUAGGAAGCGUUGAAAGUUUUACGAUUACUAGAUGAUAAAAUUAUUUACAGAUUGAAUAAAAGUGUUCCGACAACUUCAUUCGCUGAUGAAAUAAAUGCUGAGAAUAAAUGUAAAGAAUUAUAUACAGAAGUAUGUUUGUCUAUGUAUUGUAUGUUUGGAGACUAUAUGUUUGUGUUUCUGGUUCAUACUCAAUAUCAAUUCUACACAUCGAGUGCCAGUACUCUCCCCUUGAUGAGUAAAAUUGUCUGGCAUUAGACAGAGUAAAAUGAUAAAGUACGAUCCAACGCAACUGAAAGGGUUCUAACGCUUCGAACUUUUUACAUUUUGCAGUUAGUAAGCGCAUAUUCAACACGGGAGAAAGCUGUGAAGAAAUGUGUCAUACAAGUAUCGUCCACGAUACAGAAAUUACAAGAGAGACGAGAAGUUGAUUCUGAUAAUCCAGACAUUUUAAGACAUCUUAGAAACGAACAGACUAAGGUAAAUCUACAGACUAUAGGUCUAAAUACAUUGCCAGUUAGAUUUUUUGAAAUCCUUUUAUUUAAUACCGCUCACCUUGGCUAUAGAGCCAUAGGUGCCGUACAGUACAUUCUGGAAGUGUGCAUUUCAUGCCUCCAAAAGGUAUUUAAUAAAAAGCGAUAGAAAAGUCUAAUUUCAAGUACUUGUCACUCAUGUGGGUUUUGUUUUUUUAAAGCUGCGACUAAUGCGGUCGGAAUUAAAUGUAGAAGAGGUUGUUCAACAACGUAGUUUAAAGGUAUGCAUCUUGUAUAAUUGCUUGGUAUUACUACUGUACGUAUUUCUUUCCUGCCAGAAUUAACCUAUAGUUAACCCAUUGAGCACCAGCCCUCUCCCCUUGAUGAGUAAAAUUGUCUGGCAUUAGACAGAGUAAAAUAUAAUAAUAUAGGGUGCAGCUGGAAAUCGAACCGAGUAACUGGUUUAGCCCACAAAGCUGCGCCCUACCUUAUUACCUUACUCCGUCUAACGCCAGGCAAUUUUACUCAUCAGGGGCGAACACCGGCUCUCAAUUAACAAGUGAACAUACAUUAUUUUCCCAAGGUCUUCAAUGAAAAAUGUUGGAAAGUUUUUAAGCCGCCAUCACUUUGAUGUAACAUGAUUGGGUAAAACCUUAACUUAUAUUUUGAUAGAAAAUAGAAAUAAAAUUUUAUUUUGAAAAGAACCACUUUUGGUUUUAUAAUGUAUUGCUCGGAAUGUACAACUAUUUACUGUCGUUCCAAUUGAAGUGUUGCUCAAAUAUUGAUUCAAUACAUUACCUCGGGCUGACCAAUUCAUUUGAUCAAGUUCCUCGAGAUAUUCAUACACUUCCUAGUAUAAUUGUAAACUUCCUGUUGAAUAGUUUGAAUGCACCAAUCACCUUUGUUGUUUGUGGAACUAACCAAUCAUAAAUAGAAAGGAAGUGACCAGAAAUGAUCAAAUACUUGGAAUUGGCUCUUUCACAGGAAGUGUAUGAAUAUCUCAAGGAACUUGAUCAAAUGAAUUGGUCAGCCCGAGGUAAUGUAUUGAAUCAAUAUUUGAGCAACACUUCAAUUGGAACGACAGUAAUUUGCUUUUACUUCGAAACGUCGAAGUUCUGAUUGUAUUUUUCAGGCAGUUGUAGCUCUCACAAACCAAAGCUGUCUUGUCGUCGCUACCUACACUGGCCCAGACCGUUCGAGAUAUAUUUAAUGCAACUUCUACGUAAAUGUUGUAAACAACUUGUAAAGUGAAUCAGUUCAUAUGCAGUACAUGUAGAAACAAGUGAUGUUUGUAAUUAGCAUUUUAAGUACUCAUGCCUAUACCGGUAAUGCAUCUAAUAUGUGGUCUACGAGGCUAUAUUCUUGUGACUAAUCUUUUAAAUUUGAUCGGAUACAAAGCUAUAGUCUAUCAAUGUAACACAACUACAGCUUUGAAAUAGUUUAAAUUAGGUUUAUUUGCCAUUUUGAACAUCAAUGAAUGUAUAAUGUGUUAAAGUUCCCUAAACAUUAAAAAUAUUCAAUUUCAUCAUCGGCAGUCUUGUUCAGUUGUAUGCCACUGAGCUCUGCUGGCUGUCCAGUGUGCGGCAGAGGUUGAUACACACGGAGAUGAACAUAUUUGUCACAACCUACAUCAACCUGAAAAAAA